CGCCACUUCCCAUAGAUGUGCUGCUGGUCAUAUAAAUAGGCAACUCGUUUUCCUCCUCUUCAAUUCGCAACUUCUUCCACCACCAUGACUUCUGUUGAUAUGACAAAACUCAAGGGUAUACCCCACCUCAUCAAUGCCGAACCAAGUAUUCCGUCUCCGCGGGACGAAUCACUCGCAGAUAAGCCUUGGGAGCAACUCUCAAAACUACUUGCGCCGAAACUCCAGAGCCAAGAUAAUUCAGAUGAUGAUGACAAGGCCAAAGAAGCAGAACAACACAUUGCUAACGAUCAGUAGCACCUAUAUAUCCAGAUGUUUACUUUUUUAUAUAUAUAAACCAAUUUGCAUUUUCGAGCAGCUUAUACUUUCAUUAAUGGCAAAGCUAUAAGCAAGCUGUACUGUUUUCUCUCUGUUUGUGAUUAUAUUCGUAUUUUGUAUUUUUCUACUGUCCAAACAAAGUAAUUCAACGACCUUAUACUAUUUGCAUCAUUUAUGUCCAUGUAUACUAGGAGAUCAGUUGGUUAGUAGAAGGUAUCAGAGAGGUGUCUUUUGAGGAGAUCGGGCUUACCUGAGGACCACCGCCACCUUCGGGAACAGCCCAAUCAAUAUUCUGCGAUGGGUCCUUGAUAUCGCAAGUCUUGCAGUGGACACAGUUUUGAGAGUUGAUUUGAAGUCGCUUUUCGCCAGGUUUAGUCUCGUCGUCUACAAAUUCA
Molecule: messenger RNA, 710 nt
Organism: Umbelopsis ramanniana AG
Lineage: Eukaryota; Fungi; Mucoromycota; Umbelopsidomycetes; Umbelopsidales; Umbelopsidaceae
Exons: 1
Coding region: 134-385 (83 amino acids)
Source: RefSeq, a predicted model, not a curated record